UUCUUCUUCCCCGCACCACUCCACUCUCUACGGCCGGCCGGCCGGCCGGCAUCCCAAAUCCCAAUCCCUAGCUAGUAGUAGCUACAAGGAAAAUCACCACCAAGUCCAAGUCGCGGCGGCCGCCCCGAAUAGAAUUAUCAUCAAGCAGCAGCAGGUAGCAUCCAAUGGAAUGAAUCACCUUUCGAGCUUAUUCGCCCUUGCUCUGUGUUAUGUUAGUCCUAAAUAAAUCAACUUGAUGAUCUUCGCUUCUGAUAUGAAUACGACAAUAUACCUUGCUGCUCACUAGCAAAAUGAAAAAAAAGGAGAGGAAAGGAAAGGAUAGAGGACGAAUUACUUCGGAUCUUUCUAGAGGCAUUUGGGUAGCAUGACCAAAAGUGAACCAACCCCUUGGACUGCUGAGCUGCCGGCUGGGCCCUUUCUCUGGUUUCUAAAUGUGCUUAGCAUCCUAAUAUAAUCCCAUGAAGUACAGUUCGUAUGGUGUCAUGUUGGAUUCUUGCCUGCCUGUAUUAUGCUCAUGAGACAGCUCACAAGCAUCAGCAACCCCACCACCUUCUCUCUGUCUCUCCCGUGACCACUGUUCUAGCUAGCUACUUGCAGUUCCAGCUCAAUAGGGAGGAAGAAGAGGCACAUAUAGGUAUAGCUUCAGAGUUCGAUGAAGAAAUCCAUGGACAUGGAAUCGCCUCCCACCGAUCCUGCAAUCCUGCCUCCUCAUGCUGUUGAGGAAACAAAGAAAGAUGAGACCACAGAAGAUGCAGUACAAGCAGUUGUCUCGGUGCUGGAAUGUACUUAUGCAGAAGAAGAAAGCAAAGUUAUUGCUGACACAUCAUUUGAAAUAACUACCGAAUCGGAGGCUGCUGAAACUGAAAUUGGAACCACUGAAGCAAUUUUUGCUGAAGCUUCUGGUGCGGCAGAAAACCUAGGAGAGAAGAGUAAAAACCCCGACGCUAAUAUGGACAUGACUGCUGACUCAACUGCCGAAAAUGCAGAACCGGAGAGCAAAGUAGUGGCGCAACCUCAAGCCACCCCACCAACCAUGCAGGAGCUACCUGCAACUGAAGAACCAGCCGGAGACACAAAAGUUACUGCUGAACCUGAAUUACCAGUGCGUGGCUUGACACCUGCUGAGGCAGAAGCUAUAUACGAGUCAGAAGAAGAGGACAGUAACAAGGCUUUGUGUAGUGGCGGAGCUCAUGCAGAUGCUGAAAAACCAGUCCAAUUUAUUGGGGAAGCUGCGACUGAUGGUGCAACACUAGCAGCAUCAGAUGCAACCGCUGGUAUUGAGGAUCACAAGGAAGCACCUAAAGACGAAAUUGCUGGCGAGAUAUUUGAAGCAUCAGCAUCAAAUUUAGCACAAGCAUCUUGUGUGACAACUACUAUUUCUGAUGAUGCCAAUGAAAUGGCUAACGCUGGUGACAGGGUUGAAGAAUUGAAAUCAGAAGUAGCUGAUGAACCUGAAGCAAUAAUCCAUCCAGGUGUCACCGCUCCUAUUGAUGAAGUUAGUGCUGGUCAAGAUACUGAAGCUGUUGGAGAAUCAAAUGGUGUUGGUCAAGAACCUGUUGCAGUUAGCUCUAUUGUGAAUGUGCAAAAUGAUGAAGCAAAGCCAUGUGAAGGUCAAGAGGGUGUUGCUGAGGCACCAAACAGCGUUGAAGAGAAAUUCUCAGAAGCUGAAGCUAUGCAAGAGAAGAACGAUGAUGGGAGCCCAAGUGAUGAAAUGUCUUGUGUUGCCGAGGUAGCAGUUACUCCUGAAAUUGUUGAGCAGAUCAAGAGGAGAACGUUGCAAGGCCUGCUCAUGGCUGAGAAGAGCACUGAAAAACUACCGAUUGGAGACCAACCCACGAACUCCACUGAUGUGCCUAAUUCCACGACAGCCCAAGAGUUUGAUUCUAACAGUGUGGAAACUUCUGACUUGUGUAAAGAAAAUAUUGCUGCAGACAGUAGCGACUUGGUUGUAGCUACAACUAAAACUGCUGAAGCCAUUGAGGUGAAGGACUACUCAACCAUCACUGAGCAAGUGGUGAAGGAAUCGGUUCUUGAGGAUGCAAAAUCUGCUGCAGAGGACACAAAAGAAGGGAAAAGUGUUGCACAAAGAGACCUAGGACAUAUGUCUAGUGAAGUGGAGAAACAAGGAGAGUCAGACAAGGCAGACUCCACUCAAGCUGUGAAGCCUUCUCAGCGCCAUUCCAUCAACAUCAUGUCCAAGGUGAAGCAGUCCAUCGUCAAGGUAAAAAAGGUGAUCGUUGGAAAGUCACCGAGGUCCAAGACCUUGAAACCACUGGUCGAGGCAGCUGAAAUCAAUGUAAACUGAGCAGCAUUUGAAGUACACCUAAUAUAUUUACAGAAAAAAAAGUUGUUAUCACUCUUGCACAUAUCAUGCUUUGGGUUCCCCAUGCAUCCUCCGUCUUCAUCUAUUCCAGCAGUCAACAAGUAAAUGCUCUAUGCAGCACUGGUGAAUCUAUUAAUGCAAUUGUACCAUUUUAUUUCUCUUGGUUUCCUUGGAUCAGUCAUGAUCUAUGCAUAGGUUCAGUCUUGUUUAUUUUAUUUUUCUUCUAAUUUCUGUAUCUUCUACCUAAUGUAAAUCUAUUGAUUGUUAAUACACGUAUGUAUGUGGCUUUUAUGUGA
This is a messenger RNA of Phragmites australis (common reed), 2619 nucleotides long. RefSeq lists its product as uncharacterized. The coding region runs from base 653 to 2305 and encodes 550 amino acids. The record is from RefSeq and is a predicted model, not a curated record. NCBI's taxonomy places the organism in Eukaryota, Viridiplantae, Streptophyta, Magnoliopsida, Poales, Poaceae. The transcript is spliced from 4 exons.